Messenger RNA from Suillus paluster, 2365 nucleotides. RefSeq names its product carbohydrate-binding module family 21 protein. Lineage: Eukaryota; Fungi; Basidiomycota; Agaricomycetes; Boletales; Suillaceae. The coding region runs from base 216 to 2234 and encodes 672 amino acids. Gene Ontology annotation, cellular component: protein phosphatase type 1 complex. The record is from RefSeq and is a predicted model, not a curated record. Gene Ontology annotation, biological process: regulation of glycogen biosynthetic process. Gene Ontology annotation, molecular function: protein phosphatase 1 binding; glycogen binding. The transcript has 3 exons.
GGAACGUGAGAUCUGGAUUAUUCGAUCGGGAAUAUGUGGAGUGUAACCGUUUCACUAAAAUAGGAUGCCGAACCCGAUCAGAUCUCGGAGGGAAUCACUUUUGAGAUCAAGUACUCCAACGUCCGUGAAAAUAAACAGUCUCUCGUUUCAAUAGGUCUCAUUCCUACACCCAUCUUCCUCUCCUCACCUCGAGGAUUAGUACACAUUUUAAAGAGAUGACCUUUACAGCGUAUGAUGCCCACCGCUCUCGCUCAGCAGUCCCAACCUUCUCAAACGAACGCGGCCCAGGCGCAUUCGUUUCAUUAGGUUCCCUCCCCAGACGAAAAUCUCAUUCUCCCACAUUUCCCCAGAAUCGCAAGUCACCCGUCUUCCAUAUUCAUGGCGAUGAUGACCACGAUGACUGUUGCUUGUCGUCGUCAGAUUCCCUCGACGAGCAGACUACUACCCAGCUUGGAGACCCCCAACUCCCAAUGAAAAAUUUACAGGAAGCUUUCCAAUCACCCGCGGCUGUACCCUUUCCCCGCCGCUCUCCCUCCCCUCCUUCUCCCCUCCUUGGUCCCUCUUCACCGUUGGUUACCUCUCCUCAACCACAAAUGUCCCAUGUAUCAUCCCCAGCGAGAAUUCUGCCUAAUGGGAAGCCACUCAAGUCCUCACUUAAAUCAUCAACCUCCAAUCUCUCCAUCCCUGCACUUGAACCCCAACGCCCUAAUAAUCAUCUUCACUUGCGUUCCCGUUCAGAACCAUCCACCCCUACUGCGCAUACUCCUAAAAAUGUCCACUUUCCCGAUACAGACAUUGGCCUGGCCUCUGUCCGCCUUUUCAGCCGCUCUGCCCGUCCAACGGCUGUCAGCACGCCCGAUAUUCCUAAUGGUGAUGAAACGGAGACGGAAGGCGAGGAUCAACCUUCGAAUGGAUUUCCCUUCCCAAAAUUUCCUUCUCCAACCCCGAAUUUCGAAAUUGACACCGCUAAUUCAUCGGUGGUGCCCGUUUCUAAUUCUCUUCCUCAUUCGAAUAUCCUACUUGAGUCCCUCACUUUCUCGCACGCUUCGUCACAAGGCGUCAGCCCACAUUUGAGCGGUACCCUUCUCGUGCGCAACCUGGCGUUCGAGAAACAUGUCGCUGUGAGGUUUACCCUCGAUGAUUGGCAAACCGUCAGCGAAGUGAGAGCGCAAUAUGUUGUUUCCAUUCCAUCACUCCCAUCCGCAUUUAUAUCGUCUUCCUCAUCGAAAACAACAGUUGGCGACCUCGUUGGUCUAGCGGCAGACCACCGCGGGUGGGACCGCUUUUCUUUCAUCAUUCGCUUGGAGGACUAUACACACAGCUUGGGCUCACGAGUAUUGUGGCUCGCUGCACGUUAUAGGGUCCAUUCAACGUGUCCUGGUUUGUCGACGGAAAUCUCAGGUCCCGGUGGUGAAUGGUGGGAUAACAACAACGGUGGAAACUACCGCGUUGCUUUCCGCGUCGCGCCACUGCGACUGACAUCUAACAGGAUUCGAAGAGAGACAGCACCUGAACCCUCAAGGGUGACACUACCCAUGUCCCGCGAACAUACUCCCGGCCAAUUAGUUCCACCUUUGAGUUCAAAUUCGUCUCCCGCAUUCGGAAAAAAGAUGUCAUUCUCACCGACGAGAGAUGGAAAGGAGAAAUUUUCAUUACCACUGAGGUCAGGGAAGCUCCGUCUCCCCAACUAUGCUGCACCUCCGGUAGUCUCCCCUGUUUCCCCCACUUCCUCUGCACCUUCGGUGUCUGCGCAGCGCUCAGAUGCUUCGCGCUCACCCUCCCCGCCGGUCCAACGUCCAACGCCCCAAGUGUCUGUCCCACAAUCGCGUGACUAUGACUCCCCUUCACCUGCUUCUUCCACGCUCUCCACGCCCUCUACUUCACCCAACAUAGUCCCACGCGUCAUGAUAGGUGGGCAUCCCGCAAACUGUCCACGUCCUGAGCAGACACACAUCGAUGAUUGGGAGUGGAUGUCGCCGCCGACACAAGCUGUCAUGACGAAGCGACCGGCUGCGCGUAGGACUGUUACAGAUGGGCCAACUGGACCUAUCCGAUCUGGUGUGCCCGCAAUACCUCCUCGAGCGCAUUCGUCUUCAGGACCGCCGGGUAGCGAUGGCCUAUCUGGCGAUUCGCUGUAUAAUGCAUUUGUGACGCGGUGGUGCUUUGCCCAAGAGCCGUCCAGCGCGGGUCCAUAUCAUGGGCCACUCACAGGCGACGAGGGUAUUUUGGCAUGAGGGUUUUUUGAAUUGGGUUUCAUUUUUGGAGAGCAUCCACUUGUACGAUCUUGACGACCUCGAUAUCAUGACCGCGACACACGUUCAACGGUGGCGCAAGCCAUGCACUCACUCUAUGUCAGCACAAACAA